Cyprinodon tularosa is the source of this 1105-nucleotide messenger RNA. Its product is annotated as DDRGK domain-containing protein 1-like. NCBI's taxonomy places the organism in Eukaryota, Metazoa, Chordata, Actinopteri, Cyprinodontiformes, Cyprinodontidae. The record is from RefSeq and is a predicted model, not a curated record. Bases 122 to 1003 code for a protein of 293 amino acids. The transcript is spliced from 8 exons.
ACUUGUUGCUUUUGUCCACGCUCCUAAAAACAGAGAAGAAGUCCGAGAGUGAAUUGCGCAGCGUCGCUUAUGAUGAGCUGAAUAUUGAGUCAAAUAAAAUUAGCUUUUUCACUAUUAAGCCAUGGAUAUUGUAAUAUAUGUUCUGGCUGCUGUGCUCCUCCUCGUCCUCAUUCUGUUUGCGCUGAAGGUUCAGAGGAAAACAAGGGACGCCGAUCAGGAGCAAAGGAGGGAUGUUGUCCGGGGGGCAGCGGUCCCUGUGCAGGCUUUGGGAGAGCGGGGAGCUGGUAUGCCCCGCAGGAGAAGGAACCUUGCUGCUGUGAUAGCCAACAGACGUCCACAGAGAGAAGAGCAGGAGGAGGAUCCUGCUGAAGACGAGGAAGGAGACCUGCAGAGCACCCAAACAACAGCUAAAAUUGGAGCCAAGAAGCAGAAGAAGUUGGAGGAGAAACAGGCCAAGAAAGCCCAACGAGAGGCAGAGAUGGAGGAGCGGGCGGAGAGGAGGAAGAUGCAAGAACUCCGAGAGCAGGAGAAACGGCAAGAAGAGGAGAGGGAGCGAAUGCAGGAAAAGAAACAGGAAGAGGAGGAGAAGCGGGCUAAAGAGGAACAAGAGCAACGAGAGGAGGAGGAGUACUUGAAGCUCAAAGCCUCGUUUAUUGUUGAGGACCACGGAGAGCAAGAACAGCUGUCAGAAGACCAGUCACUCAAUCUGCUGCAGGACUUCAUCAACUACAUCAAGACAUUUAAAGUUGUUCUCCUGGAGGACUUGGCAUCUCAUUUUGGGAUGAGGACACAGGAUGCAAUCGCCAGACUGCAAGACCUUUUGUCUGAAGGAACACUCACAGGUGUGAUCGACGACAGAGGGAAGUUCAUUUUCAUCACCCCAGAGGAGCUGGACUCCGUGGCUCGGUUCAUCAGACAGAGAGGCAGAGUCUCCAUCACAGAGCUAGCUCAGGCCAGCAACUCCCUCAUUAACCUGAUGCCUGAGAGCUGCAGCUCUGCCUGAAAAUAAAGGGGAUGUUUGCCGUUUGAUCGCAACGUUGGGUCAUCAUGGAAGCGAGUACUACAGCACUGUAUUUUGCAGAGGAAUUAAAAUGUUUCUGACAUC